This is a messenger RNA of Volvox carteri f. nagariensis, 1110 nucleotides long. RefSeq lists its product as uncharacterized. Gene Ontology annotation, molecular function: oxidoreductase activity. The transcript has 5 exons. Lineage: Eukaryota; Viridiplantae; Chlorophyta; Chlorophyceae; Chlamydomonadales; Volvocaceae. The coding region runs from base 1 to 1110 and encodes 369 amino acids. The record is from RefSeq and is a predicted model, not a curated record.
AUGGCGGGAACGACAACCAAGCUGCCGACUUGCAGGCAAGGCUCUGUGGUGCCGUACACCAUCAUCGAGGGCCCGGACGCCUGGACCGCUUCCGACUUCCCCUCCCUGGAGAACCACAUGCUGCACCUGGACGCCACCCACGUGGCGGAGUUGGAUGGGGCCGUGGAGGCGGUGCUUGCGAGCGGCAAACGACUGCAGGAUAUCGCUCUGUCGGACUUCGCUCUGCCCACACUGUCCGGUCCGCUGUUCGAGGCCGGUCGGGAGGCGCAGUUCGGCCGCGGCUGGGCGCUGCUUCGCGGCGUGCCUGUCUGGCGUUACAGCCGGCAGCAGCAGCUGGCCGCGUACUGGCUGCUGGGGCUGCACUGGGGCCGAGCAGUGCCGCAGAACGCCGGGGGGCACCUAGUGGGGCACAUCAAGGACGUCGGACACGACCCGGGCGACCCCAUAACCCGGCUGUACAGGUCCAAUGCGGCCCAACCCUGGCACAACGACGGGCCUGCCGAUCUGGUUGCGCUGCUGUGCCUGUCUAAUGCUGAGGAGGGCGGCGACAGCGGCUGGUCAUCUUCCAUUUCCGUACACAACGAGAUACUGCGUCGGGUACCUCACCUGAUGCCUGUGCUGACGGGUCCUUGGUUCUUCGAUCGGAAGGCUGAGAUACCUGAGGGCAAGAAGCCCUUUUUCGAGAUCCCGGUGUUCAACUACCACAAGGGCUACCUGUCCGUCAACUACUCGGACAACUAUUACCUCCUCAGCCAGCGCCACCCUGAGGUACCCAAGCUGCAGCCCGAGCACUACGAAGCCAUGCGCCUGUUCAACGAGCUCGCCUCCGGUCCCGAGCUCAGCUUGCGCAUGGUACUGAGGCCCGGAGACGUGCAGCUGCUGUCCAACCACACGUGCCUACAUUACCGUGGAGCCUUCCGGGACAGCCCCACCCACACGCGGCACCUGCUGCGCCUGUGGCUGGCGCCGCCCGAUGACCGCCCGCUGCCUGAGUGCUAUGCGGAGAUUAUGGCCGGCAGCGUGGUGCCGGGGAAGCGCGGAGGGAUUAUCAUCCAGGGGGCUAGUCCGCACAUCCCGGAGGCGGCUGAGGGGGAGGGGGAGGGGGAGUAG